Molecule: messenger RNA, 4064 nt
Organism: Amphiprion ocellaris (clown anemonefish)
Lineage: Eukaryota; Metazoa; Chordata; Actinopteri; Pomacentridae
Gene: fhdc4
Product: FH2 domain containing 4
Exons: 12
Coding region: 241-2757 (838 amino acids)
Source: RefSeq, a predicted model, not a curated record
UGUGGGCUGUCAUGACCAUAAGUGAGCUACCUGGGCGUGUCGAUUCCACCCUGGUACUUUCGACACUUUGUUCUUGCGUUCUUCAGCUCGAUGUCACUUUGCUUCUGGAGUUUUAACAACGGCACAGUAAAGACACAGAGAAAGGACUCUGAUAAUAAGAUUAUUUAUGAGCAUAAAUACUGGCUUGAUGAGUGGAACCAUGCUUGCAACCCAAACCUGCUGAGAGGUUCUUGUUGAAAGAUGCAACCAGGAGGUCCACCCGCUCCACCACCUCCACCACCACCACCUCCACCUCCGCUACCUCCACCGCCUCCUCCUCCACCUCCAGCCCCUGGCCUUUUUCCAUCACUAAAUGGCUUCGCCAAGGGACAGCGCCGGCGCUCCAGGAUGCGCAAUUUCAACUGGGAAACCCUUCCCAAGCAAAGUGUGAUAGGAAAGCACAACAUCUGGACAGCAGAUAAGACUGAUGGGGAAUAUGAGCUGGACACCGAUCACAUGGAGGAGUUGUUCAGUCACAAGCAGGUCCAGCAGCAACUCAAGGCCCAGAAUGUGAGGGGCCUGUUGACUCCAGCCACAGGAGGGGAAGUGGUUUCCAUCCUCAGCUCCAAGAGGAGCAUGAAUAUUGGAAUUUUCCUAAAGCAAUUCAAGCGGUCUUUAGAAGACCUGAUUGAAGAAAUUAAAUCAGGAAGCAGUCACAGUUUUGGUCCUGGAAAACUGCGAGACUUGUGCAAGUUGCUGCCAGAUGAAGGGGAGGUCAAGCAGCUGGUUAACUUUAAAGGCGACCACUCUGCUGUACCCGAAGCAGAUCUUUUUAUGCUCAUGCUGGUCAAAAUUCCUAGUUAUGAGGAGCGUCUGAGCAGCUUGGUGCUGAAAGAGGAAUUUUUCCCCCUCAUAGAUGAAAUGAAAGGAUUAAUUGGUACUUUGACAGCUGCUGGAAGAGAGCUAUUAGAGUCUGAUCAUCUCCAUUCUAUCAUUCGUUUGGUACUGAAGACUGGAAAUUACAUGAAUGCUGGUGGUUAUGCAGGCAGUGCCAUUGGCUUUCGGAUGUCUUCUCUGCUGAAGCUAGUGGAUACCAAAGCAAAUAAACCAGGAAUGAAUCUUAUGCAUUAUGUCGUGAUGCAAGCCCAGAAGGCUGAUAUGGCCCUGCUGAAAUUUCCAGAUCAGCUCAAACAUAUUGAAGAUGCAGCUAGAAAGAACAAAGGUGACAUUGAAGCAGAGUUUAAAAGACAGAUGAAGAAAGUACAAGAUGCCAAAACAGACGCCUUGAAGCAUGAAGACCUGAAGGUACAAAUGGAGGAUUUUCUCAAGGAAGCUGAGGUUUGUUUGGCUGAAAUAGAGACUGAUCUUCAGGAACUGCAGUCAAUAAGUGAUUCUGUGGCAGAGUACUUCUGUGAGGACCCCACGAAGUUCAAACUGGAGGAGUGUUGCUCCGUUUUCAACUCCUUUUGUGAGAAAUUCCUGCGGGCCAUGCAGGAAAACAAGGCUAGAGAGAUGGCCGAAGUGAAACGGAGACAGAGGGACAGAUUACAAAAUGCAGCCAAGCGCAGGUCCACAGCUACCUGCUCCAGCAGAGACAAGGAAAUGGAUGGAGUUGCAUUAGAGUCCGUACUACAGAAUUUCCUCACCAAUCGCAUCUCUAGGAGAAGAUCUGGGAGGCCCUCAUCGACUUAUGGAAGCCCCACUAGUAGCAGCCCUAAUAACGGGAGCCUAUCUGAAAUUACGUCUCAGGCCAACCUCCCCACUGGAAACCAAAAGCAUGGAGGUUCCUUUGCAUUUAAAGCCAGGGAGAUGGGCAGAAAAGAGUGGAAUUCGGCAGUUGAACUCACAGAGAACUCUUCAUUUAAGAAAGAUCAGUCAAAUAUCGAGGACAACAAAGCAAAAAGUGACAUUUCUCAUAAAGAUGAGAUGAAAACUUCCAAAAAAGAGGACCCUAGAGGAUUUACGCACCCAGCCAAAAGGACCAGUAGCAUUGCCUCUGUAGGCAGGUCUUUCUCAGCCACCACUGACGACGAGGAAGAUCUGCAAGACAAUAAUGAGGAGGAGGCCCAAAAGUUACGUGAAGCAUCUAAAAAAGUUUUGCGUUUUCAGAACAGCCGUGGCAGUGUCUCAUCUGGGGACUACUCUCUGGAAAGUCAGAAAUCUCCCUGUGCAAAAAAGACUUUGCCUCAUCAGCUCACUUUUGAUGAGCACACAGAGAGGUAUCCUGGAAACCCAAACAAUGAGGAUAUGCUUCAGUUUUUGUUUAAUCCUCAGACCUCAUCAAAGCGCAACCUUGGCCGCCGGCAUACUCUGCCUACCAAAGUCCCUAAAACUGAGGAGGAUGAGGAUAAUGUGUGGACUCAGCCUCCAGUCAUAACUCCAAAUCCUGCAGCAGAAAAAAAAGGGACACUAUUAGGAGACGCUGCUGGACACACUCCUUCAAAAACAGUAUUUGAUUUUACUGAAACUUCUCACAACUUUAAAAAGUCUGGUGCUGAAAACCAGAAUUCUCCAUCAGCAGAAAAGAAAAGUAAGCCAGCGGUUUCUUUAGCACAUGGACAAGAUGAAGGGUUUCUGGAACAAAACCAAGAGGGCAAAUCAGUGGAGCCUGCAGGCGAGAACCUGCAGUUAAAUAGAGAAAAUAUUCCACCUAGGAGUUUGUGGUUUAAGACUGAGACAUCUGGGCUAUUUUUUAGCUUUUUUAAACGGCUUGGAGAUAUGAGCAAACCGCAAAAUAGCAAGGAAACGACCCAGAAGGGCACAGAUUCUAGUGUGUAGGCUCUGAAAUAUAUUUCUAAAUUUAUGAAAUACAUUAUGUGUAUAAAUUUAAAGCUCAUGUAACUUUAGUGUUACUUGCAGUUAACAUAUAAAAGAUACAUCAUAGCUGAUAGUAGUGAUGAUGAUAUAAUGUUGUCUUUUGUGUUAUGUUAAUUUCGUGAAAUGAAAACUGAAUAAGAUAUGAGGAGAUUUUAGGAAAGUGGUUGGAGAAUGUUUUGUUGUUGUGGAAAGGCUUUUUGUAUGUUGUACCACUAGAUGGCAGAAUAACAGAGCUGAAAAUGGAGGUGCUGCUUUUCAGACAAUCUGUAUGUCUAGUUAAAGUAAAAGUAAGAUGGUCAUAUUCACUGUAAAACAUUUUGUCUUCAUCUUUUAUGCAUGCAUAAUAAUAUUCUAUUGACAGCAUGGUACUGUUCUCAAUAGUUGGACAAAAUAGUUUAUACAGUGUAAGUGCGUGUUAUAUGUCAGAUUUAAACCUUGUAGAAUGUACUGAGAAAGUGAAGGAGUGUAGAGUGUGGAGAUAAGGCAGCAGAAAGAAAUCUAAUUGUAUUGAAAUCUUGUCUUGGUUGUUAUUUUUACACUAGUACUUGCUUGUACUGUAUAUACAGUAUUCAUGUUUUUCUGUUGUAUAUUGAAAAAUGUAUUUGCAUUUUCCUUCUUGGUUGUCCUCGACUCUUGUUGUCACGAGCACAUCAAAAAUGCACAAGACUGUGGUUGCUUUCAGGGUCUUACUCAAUUCAGCCAUUGUUCUGGUCUUAAAUGGGUCAGUGUUACAAAGGCAGCCUGUAUCUGAGCAGAGCUGAACCAUGGAUGGUCCAUGGCAAAGAGAAGGGUGCUGAUCCUAAAUUAACUUGAGAAGAGAUUACCAUGGUUGAAAGGCCAACAACUGGUGGCUGAUUAAGAUGGAAAAUACCAGCUUUCAGCACUGUCAGAUACAGCCCCAAUAUCCCCAUUAGCUAGGAGCAGAGGCAAGGGGUCAGGGAGCUUGUGUCAAUACAACUAACAGUUCAAAAUGUUGUUUAACUUCUGGCAUCUCUUAGCAGUUGAUAUUAGAGUUACAGAGUUAGUUCCGGUACUAUGUCAGGAUGUCUUAGUCCAUGACCUCUUUAGUAUCCACAUUUAAACGCCAACUGGAGCAAUCUAAUGCAUAUUAAUGUUUCUUUGUGUUCAAAUAUUUAUUAGAUUGAAUGCAUGGUCACUGAAAUUACAGAGAUGUGAUGUAAGUUGUGACUUGUCUGAUUGUUCUAUUGUAUGUAUCAAUAUCUCAUCAGGGUGAAUAAAUGAAUCUCAUGAUGUAGAGAAAAGAAUCA